AUGGCUGAGAUUAAAGAGUUGAAUUCUAAGGCAUUUGAUUACUUAGAUGCGAUUCCUAUAACUCACUGGUCCAGGCAUGAGUUUAGUUUUAGGGGAAAACCUGGGAUGUUGUUGAACAAUUGUUGUGAGAGUUUCAAUAACGUUCUGAAAGAUGCGAGGGAAAAACCCAUUUUGUCUUUGAUGGAGUGGAUUAAGAGAUACACGAUGAAGAGGUGUUGUGCAAAGAGGGAGAGGUUGAAACUGUUUGAUGGGUUGAUAAUGCCAUCUGUUGUGAAGAUGACUGAGAGGGAACAGAAGGAGUUUAGCUCAAUGAGGUUGAUUCAAGUAGACUUUCAUGAGUUUGAGGUGGAUUAUGAUGGGGAUACAUUUGUUGUAAAUAUGAAGACAAAAACUUGUGGAUGUUAUAGAUGGACAUUAAUGGGAAUACCUUGUUGGCAUUUACUAGCUUGUAUAGCCCAAAAGAGGUUGAAUUAUGAAGAUUUUGUGCAUUCGGCAUAUUAUGUGAAGACAUAUGCUGCAACCUAUGCACCCCACUUCUUGAGAGAAACAGUGGUACAAAUCACCCCGGCCACAACCGCUGCCUCCACCAUUCAGAGUUAUGCCUGUAAGGCCUUCACGGAAAAGAGGAAGAAGGAGUUUGGUGAAAAGAAGAAGGGUAAGCAGGUGAAAAGAGCAAGGAAGCAGAACACUUGUGGGAGGUGUGGAGGUUUGAGACACAACAAAAAGAACUGCUAG
Molecule: messenger RNA, 735 nt
Organism: Spinacia oleracea (spinach)
Lineage: Eukaryota; Viridiplantae; Streptophyta; Magnoliopsida; Caryophyllales; Amaranthaceae
Exons: 2
Coding region: 1-735 (244 amino acids)
Molecular function (GO): zinc ion binding
Source: RefSeq, a predicted model, not a curated record